AUGGCCAAAAAGAGAAAAGCAGAAUGCCUUGAUGGAACAGAAGGUCGGGCAGCCCUCCCUUUCGCUGACGAGGCACAUACCACAGUCACCACAGUUCCGACGAAGCGACAUGAUGGCCCAUCCCGCUCUCGCAAACUUUCCCGUUCGAGCUCUUCCUCCGCUGCCUCAUCUCGAGCAUCAAGCGCUUCCCGCUCCAGCGUGAAGCCACCCGCAAAACCUACUAUCCCCUGGCCCUCUGCAUUCAAGGACCUAUCCCAGACCCACCGUGCCCUGAACCUCGUAUACACCUUCUGCUGCACAAGAAAGCACUUUGCAACCACAUUUGAGAAUAUCAAAUCAUCUGUCGAAGCCCAGACAGGCGGGAAACGAUUGACCGUUGAGGAUGUGGCCAAGGUCAAGGUGCUGAUCCCACGAGCAGUAAGGUUCGAGGCCGUGGAUGCUGGUGUAGUGGACGUUAUGAGCGUACCAGACUCGAGAGGGCUAAAAUUAGGCAAGACUUGGGAUGGCUGGGAGACGGAAGAAUCAGGUAAGGAUAUGGAAGAUGACGUGGAGAUCGCUGGGAACAGCAUGGAUAAAAGUGAAGUCUUACUGUUUGAGUUUGUGGACGGAGACUUGAGGAGAGAAAAGAAUAUCGGAACGGCGACUCGAAGGCCGAUGGAAGAUAACCUGAAAAUGCCAGUUUAUAAUCAGAAACAUAUGCUGACCCUGCUCGAGAAGCGGAAUAAAAAGUUUUCUGAUGCUAUUGAUACUUUUCUUUCUCGCUGCCAAGAUGAAGGUGUCGACCCGGUCGCAAAACUUGAAGCUGAAAAGGAUGUGUAUCUCCCUGUCUCCGGCAGUCCUGGCAUUAAUACUCCCGCUGCUGCCAAGUUGCCUAUGCAGAUUCCCAAGGAUCGAAAAUCCAUAUCUGAAAUUAUCGCUGAGAUUAGGGAGCAAGAAUGGUACACGGGUCAGAUUGUUCCGAAUGGACAUCGCGUUUUCGAUGCCCAGCUGGCCAUAUACGGCGAAUUGAAUUUUCAACUUUCGCAGAAUGUGGUCAAUGCACUCUACAACACAAAAGGGAUCACUCAGAUAUAUUCGCACCAAGCUGAAGCCAUCAACAACCUUCAUGACGGGCACGACGUGAUCGUUUCAACGUCAACUAGCUCAGGAAAAUCACUGAUCUACCAGGUGCCGAUGCUUUGUGAGCUAGAAAAGGAUAGCCAAAGCCGAGGGAUGUAUAUAUUCCCAACAAAAGCCCUUGCACAGGAUCAGCGGCGGAAUAUGGAGGAACUAAUGCAGUAUAUGGAAGGCUUAGAAUAUACCAUGGUCGAAACCUUUGACGGCGAUACACCAAUGGAGCGGAGAAAUGCAAUUCGUGAUGAAGCCAGGAUCAUAUUUACCAAUCCAGAUAUGCUCCACAUUACAAUCUUGCCACAGGAAUCGUCUUGGCGUACCUUUCUCAAAAAUUUGAAGCUCGUAGUCGUGGACGAGCUUCAUGUGUACAAUGGCCUCUUUGGCUCCCACGUCGCGUAUAUUAUGAGGCGGCUGAGAAGGAUAUGCGCUUCUCUGGGGAAUCAUAGCGUGAGAUUUGUAUCCUGCUCUGCCACUGUCGCCAAUCCAGAGCAACAUAUGAAGACUAUAUUUGGUGUGAACAAAGUCAAAUUGACCGACUUUGACGGAUCCCCUGCUGGCCGUAAGGAAUUCAUCUGUUGGAAUACCCCCUUUAAGGAUCCUGGUGACCCUAGCUCUGGUCGUGGCAACUGUUUGUUAGAGUCGGCAAGGCUUUUUUGCCAGCUAAUCCUCCGCGGUGUCCGGGUAAUCGCUUUCUGUCGUAUUCGAAAACAAUGUGAAUUCCUCCUAAGUGCAGUGAGAGAUGAAUUCCGUGCCUUAGAUCGAUCAAGCGUCGCCAAGUUCGUCAUGGGCUACCGUGGUGGAUACAGUCCCCAAGAUCGGCGCCAGAUUGAACGGGAGAUGUUUGAAGGGAAACUCCUGGGCAUAGUAGCGACUAGUGCCCUAGAACUUGGCGUCGAUAUAGGCUCUUUGGAUGCAGUCAUUAGCCAUGGGUUUCCAUUCUCGAUCUCUAAUCUCCGUCAACAAAGCGGGCGCGCGGGACGCCGAAAUAAAGACUCACUUUCGAUAUUAGUAGGUGACUCGUACGCAACGGACCAACAUUACAUGCGAAACCCAGAUGAGCUGUUCACAAAACCCAACUGCGAGUUGCAGGUCGAUUUACAGAAUGAGCUAGUCCUCGAAGGCCACCUCCAAUGUGCAGCAUUCGAGAUGCCUAUUCAUCCUGAAGAAGAUGAGCAAUACUUUGGCCCUCAACUAGCUCAGCUGGCUUCCACCCGUUUAGUACGGGAUAAUAUGGGGUUUUACCAUUGUCAUGAACGAUUCCGUCCUCAGCCAGCACGCUGCGUUCAGAUUCGUGAUGUAGAACAAGAGCAUUAUGCGGUUAUCGACACCACGAACAAUCGCAACGCAGUAAUAGAGGAGGUCGAAGAUAGACGAGUUUUUUUCACUCUUUAUGAGGGUGCAAUAUUCCUUCACCAGGGCCAUACUUACCUGGUAAAGGAGUUAAAUACCACUCUACGUUUUGCUCGAGUUGUUCGUGUCCAAGUGGAUUGGACGACGCGGCAGCGGGAUUUCACUGACAUCGAUCCAAUUGAGACGGAGGCAAUAAGGAAAAUCAGUGAUAAAUCUAACAGCCGGGCAUUCUUCGGCGCUAUCAAGAUACACACCGUCGUCUACGGAUACUUCAAAGUGGACAAAAAAGGCCGAAUUUUGGACGCCGUGGCUCUCGACAACCCACCGAUAGAUAUUUUCAGUAAAGGCCUCUGGCUCGACGUCCCAAAACAAGCGCUUGAAAUCCUCGCGUCCCACAAUCUCAAUGCGGCCGCUGCAAUUCACGCCGCGGAACACGCGGUAAUGUCGCUCCUCCCGACAUUCGUGAUCUCAUCACCCGGCGACAUCCGCACGGAGUGCAAAGUCGCAGUCAAAGAAUUAAAAAAGCCCUCUGCACAGUCCCAAAAUAAUCAAGAAGACCGACUGCCUCCGCCACCGCGCCGCCAACGGCCCGCUAGAUUGACGUUCUACGAUGCUAAAGGUGGCGUGUCGGGCUCAGGCAUUGCCUCGAAGGCCUUUGAAUUCAUAGACUCCCUACUCCGUCGCGCAGUCGCACGGAUCGAAUCAUGCACGUGUAUCACGCCACGUGGCUGCGUUGAAUGCGUAUGCGACGAGCGCUGCCCCGAGCUCAACGUUGUGAUGAGCAAAGCUGGGGCAGGUGUCGUGUUGAAGAGCCUUCUGGGAAUGGAGAUUGAUGUUGAUGCGUUGCCAUGGGGGGAGGGGGAGAUGGGUGCACAGGAUGUCUCUUAUGCCGAUGGACCUGAAGGAAGGGAGCUGCCAGCUGGAUUGGCGACAGUUGUCGAAGCUGUGGAGGUUAGAGGGAAGGCUGGCGGAGUGAAAGUGUACGAGUAA
Messenger RNA from Coccidioides posadasii C735 delta SOWgp, 3453 nucleotides. RefSeq lists its product as uncharacterized. The record is from RefSeq and is a predicted model, not a curated record. NCBI's taxonomy places the organism in Eukaryota, Fungi, Ascomycota, Eurotiomycetes, Onygenales, Onygenaceae. Gene Ontology annotation, molecular function: nucleic acid binding; ATP binding.